This is a messenger RNA of Rhinopithecus roxellana (golden snub-nosed monkey), 708 nucleotides long. RefSeq names its product UL16-binding protein 1. Gene Ontology annotation, cellular component: external side of plasma membrane. The record is from RefSeq and is a predicted model, not a curated record. Lineage: Eukaryota; Metazoa; Chordata; Mammalia; Primates; Cercopithecidae. Gene Ontology annotation, biological process: positive regulation of T cell mediated cytotoxicity; antigen processing and presentation of endogenous peptide antigen via MHC class Ib; immune response.
AUGUGGGCAGAGCCCAGGUGGGACACACACUGUCUUUGCUAUGACUUCACCAUCACUCCUAAGUUCAGACCUGAACUACAGUGGUGUGAAGUUCAAGGCCAGGUGGAUAAAAGGCCUUUUCUUCACUGUGACUGUGUUAACCAUAAGGCCAAAGCCUUUGCUUCUCUGGGGAAGAAAGUCAACGUCACAAAAGCCUGGGAAGAACAGACUGAAACCCUAAGAGACGUGGUGGAUUUCCUCAAAGAGCAACUGCCUGACAUUUGAGUGGAGAAUUGAAUACCCAGCGAGCCCCUCAUUCUGCAGGCCCGGAUGUCUUGUGAGCACGAAGCCCAUGGACACAGCAGAGGACCUUGGCAGUUCCUCUUCAAUGGACAGACGUUCCUCCUCUUUGACCCAAACAACAGAAAGUGGACAGUGCUUUAUCCUGGAGCCAAGAAGAUGAAAGAGAAGUGGGAUAAGAACAAGGAUGUGACCGUGUUCUUCCAGAAGAUUUCAAUGGGAGAUGAAACUUGGCUUGAGGAAUUCUUGAUACACUGGGUAAAAAUGCUGAAGCAAAUCAGUGAGAAGAAAACAAAGAAAUCCAACCAAACCCCCUCCAAUGACAGCCCUGAGAUCCUCCCUUCCCCUGCCCUGGGGCAUGACCUCCUCUUCCACCACUGCAGGAGGGUGGGCUGUGCUGUCACCUUGCUUCCCUCAGCAGCUGUGUGA